UGGGUAAUAUGUAAGCUAUUUCCGGAGGUGUUCCUUGGCGGGAAACUGAAACUUGAAAUGUAAACAAGAAAUGGCUGUACAGUACGAGCACACACGAUCGGCUUUGUCUCGUUUGCAGACGCUUCUCAAUUGUUCUAAAUGUAAUAGAAUUGCUAGCAGCCCUUGUACUCUUGGUAGCUGUGAACAUAUCUACUGCAGGGAAUGCUGUGAAGAUGUUUUAGGUAAGAGUUGUCCAGUUUGCCAUAUUCCAACCGAUGUACGAGAUGCACAGGUCAAUCGCCAACUCUUCACCCUGGUUAGUUUGUCCAAGAGACUGGAAGAGAUACUCGCCAGUUCACCAAAGGACAGUGGUCACUCCUAUGUCUCAGAUGAUCAGACGACACACUUGGCACCAGAGACAACAAGUGACCACAAAAGCUCCCCCACUGCCAUGGGAGUGAAGCCAAACGUAACAAAGCAACCAUGUCGAAGAUCUACCCCAGCAAAACCUGGGAAAAUACCUGGAAGCAAAUGUAGUGUCUUGUCUAGUCCUGCCUCAAAGUUAGGCACCCGUGACACAGUUCCUGUAAAUCAGAGCACCAUGACACAGCAUUUUGGUUACACAGAUAACGAUGAAAUGACCGGGGAGGAUGAGGCUAUCCCUGAAACUCUGGUACAUAGGAAAGUCUGUGAUGAGGUACCAGUAUGUAAUAUUAGUGGUGACAGUUGUAUGCCCCAAGACAGUUCAAGGUCAUCCAGAUCAAGGACACAAUCUCCCAGACUAUCGACAGUAUCAAGACAGAAAAGUCCAGUUACUGUUGAAACACCUAAAGAUAAAACCACAGCAACAUCGACUAGAAACGCUAAAACACAGCGUAGGAGGAGUUUACCAGUGAAGAAUACAAGGAAUUUAAGAGUAAGAGUGUUAGAAAAAUCGGACAAGGACGCUAAUCAAACAGAAAUGAAGGAAAAUAAACCAAACAAAAAGGCAGUGAAUAAACGACAUUCUAUCGGUGCCGUCACAGCAGAGACCAUUUCUGCUAGUUUAGCCGUUUCAGGAAAAAAGAAAUCACGUAGGAGUUUGUCUCCUGCUCUGGUGACAGGGAGAUAUAAUAUCUCAUCCUCCCCCGCUACAAGGUCAGGAGGUAGCACAAGGUCAAAGGUUAAUUCCACAGGAAUGAACACGUCCCUGACUGGCUCGGGGAAGAAGGUUGUGAAUGAGAUGGAGAAGAGAAACGCAAAGGGUGAAACUCCUUUACAGGUUGGAUGUAUCAAGGGUGAUCUUGUGAAGGUCAAGGAGCUGUUGGAAGGAGGAGCAACACCUAACACCAGAGAUAAUGCAGGCUGGACCCCUCUGCAUGAGGCCUGCCAUUAUGGUUAUGUUGACAUCGCUCGUCUGUUGUUGGACUAUGGAGCACUCAUUGACGUCCCUGGGACAGAGAAUGCCACGCCCCUUCAUGAUGCUGUCUCCCACGGCAGGGUGCAGUGUGUGGCACUGCUGGUAUCCCGAGGGGCCUCCCUCGCUACGAGGAAUCUGUAUGGUUACACACCAGUGGACUGUGCUCGCUCUGAGGAGAUCAAGACUGCCCUGAAAACACCUGUCCAGUCAGCUCCUAUUGUCAAGGAGACUGUUGAUGUAUUGGAGUACCAGUUGCCAUGUUUACUGGGUACAGCCCUAAACAGAGAACAGAAGAUCGCCCUACAGAGAUGUGCAGCCCUACUCAAUGCCAAGGUGGUACAGGACUUUAGUCCUGAAGUGACCCAUGUUAUUACCAGUAAUAACCAGGAUGGCCAGUGUCCUCGAACCAUAAAGUACCUGAUGGCAGUGCUCCAGGGCAAGUGGGUCAUCAAUAUGGACUGGGUUAACACUUGCCUGGAGUAUGGGAGCCGUGUCAGUGAGGAGGCAUUUGAGAUACCAGGAACCAGUGCAAAUCCCAACACACUGGCUCCACAGAGGGGCAGGACCAACAAAAAGCUUCAGCUUCCCGGUUUAUUUGAUGGUUGCCAGUUUUACUUCCAUGGUAAAUUUGUGUACCCCACACCAGAUAAGACAGAACUGAUGGAUCUGGUGAAGGCGGGAGGAGGUCUGAUCCUUAGAAGGGAACCAAAAGUCGACAGUUUAGAUGAAUCGACUUUGACUGUGCCUUACCAUGCUGAUCCCGAGAGUGACUGCGCUCAGUGCUGUGUGUUUGUACUACACGAUAAUUCUGUGACAUUUCCUAAGAUCAACACCAGAAGAAUGUGCUCAUUACCAGUACGGUGGCUUAUGGACUGUAUGUCGACUUUUACAUUGAUAAACCAUUGUAAUAAAUAUUAGGUCGGCCAUAAAUAUUAGGUCGGCCAUUGGAUCUCUUCUCAGCUCUGGAAAUAGAUUGUGACAAUAGUAUACGGAUGUUAAACAGUAAAACUAUUCUCAUGGACCGAUUAUCUAGUAUGUACCAUGGUAGCUAUCCAAAUAGGUGAUAGGAAGAGAUGACAGUGCCAAAUUUUAUAUAUACUACUUAGUGGACUGCAGUCUAUCGUCAAGGGAGGUAAUAAUUGUACUGAUCGGAUGUCUUUUCUCAACUAUCAAAUAAAAUCAGACACAGA
Pecten maximus is the source of this 2568-nucleotide messenger RNA. Its product is annotated as BRCA1-associated RING domain protein 1-like. The record is from RefSeq and is a predicted model, not a curated record. Bases 71 to 2296 code for a protein of 741 amino acids. Gene Ontology annotation, molecular function: protein binding. Lineage: Eukaryota; Metazoa; Mollusca; Bivalvia; Pectinida; Pectinidae. The transcript is spliced from 11 exons.